Messenger RNA from Musca vetustissima, 1071 nucleotides. It is a transcript of the gene HtrA2, whose product is annotated as serine protease HTRA2, mitochondrial. Lineage: Eukaryota; Metazoa; Arthropoda; Insecta; Diptera; Muscidae. The transcript has 4 exons. The coding region runs from base 1 to 1032 and encodes 343 amino acids. Gene Ontology annotation, molecular function: protein binding; serine-type endopeptidase activity. Gene Ontology annotation, biological process: proteolysis; positive regulation of apoptotic process; programmed cell death. The record is from RefSeq and is a predicted model, not a curated record.
AUGGAUGAGGCGGAGGAGGGAAACAUGGAGGCAAAAACCUUACCCAAUUUGAGUGGCAGGCGCAAGCAAUUUAAUUUCAUUGCCGAUGUGGUGGAUGUUUGUGCUGAAUCUGUGGUGUACAUUGAAAUCAAAGACACUCGACACUUCGAUUACUUUACGGGCAAGCCGGUAACAGCUUCCAAUGGUUCAGGUUUCAUUAUUGAAUCGGAUGGUACCAUUCUCACCAAUGCCCAUGUUGUUAUCAAUAAACCCCAUACCAUGGUCCAGGUUCGUUUACAUGAUGGACGUGUUUUCCCAGCCAUUGUGGAAGAUGUCGAUCAAACCUCCGAUUUAGCAAUUAUACGCAUCAAUUGUAAAAAUCUACCCGUUAUGAAAUUGGGAGAAAGUUCCAGUUUACGUUCCGGUGAAUGGGUUGUGGCCUUAGGAAGUCCUCUGGCAUUAAGUAACACAGUGACUGCCGGUGUCAUUAGUUCCACACAGAGACCUUCACAGGAAUUGGGUUUGGGUAAUCGUGAUAUCAAUUAUUUACAAACAGAUGCGGCCAUUACAUUCGGCAACAGUGGCGGUCCUUUGGUUAAUUUGGACGGAGAAGCUAUUGGUGUCAAUUCAAUGAAAGUAACUGCCGGCAUUAGUUUUGCCAUACCCAUUGACUAUGUUAAGCUGUUCCUAGCUAAGGUAGCGGAACGUAGGAAAAAAGGUUCAGGUGGUAAACAAACCUAUCCGGCUAAACGUUAUAUGGGCAUAACCAUGUUAACACUGACCUAUGAUAUCUUAAAUGAGCUGAAAUCACGAUCCGAUAGUGUACCACCUAAUUUAACGCAUGGUGUUUUGGUGUGGAAAGUUAUUUUAGGUUCACCGGCCCAUAUUGGUGGCCUUAAUCCCGGUGACAUUGUAACGCACAUUAAUGGCAAAGAAAUUAAAACCUCCUCCGAUGUCUAUGAAGUACUGGCUGACAAUUCAAAAACAUUGGAUUUAACCAUCUUUAGAGGACUUAAGCGUAUGACAGUAUCUAUUUCACCUGAAGAUCCUUAGGAAUAAAAAAAAUAUGUGUUCCAUACAUGAAUAUUGACU